AUGAAGCCCGUUGUCUCAGCGUUGAACGCCUGGUCAUGGUACGUCUCACCCCAGUUCCAAUCCAGUCUCGUCAUUCCUAACCUCUUGAUCGUCGACAGUGUCAUUAUCUCCCUCUUCGCAAUCGUCAUCCUCUCAGUUCUCGGCUCGCUAUACGGUAGUAACAGUCCCUCAUUCACCGGCUCAGAAGGCGAACCCGAAGAUGGCCCCGCUGUCGCUGCGUCAAUUUACACUGCUGUGAUCGUUUACGUUGUUCGUCAAUCCCCCUCCCGUCACCCGACGGGAUCAACCCAACAAAGGAACCAGGCACUGACAGUUCACUCUUUUGUUCACCAGGGUUUCUUCGUCUUCUGCGGUUUGCAAGCCUACCUUCACAUGCGAGACAGCAGGGGAGGUGCGAUAUCCCUGCAUUAA
Penicillium brevicompactum is the source of this 411-nucleotide messenger RNA. RefSeq lists its product as uncharacterized. The record is from RefSeq and is a predicted model, not a curated record. The transcript is spliced from 2 exons. Lineage: Eukaryota; Fungi; Ascomycota; Eurotiomycetes; Eurotiales; Aspergillaceae. Bases 1 to 411 code for a protein of 136 amino acids.